Messenger RNA from Triticum dicoccoides, 1755 nucleotides. RefSeq lists its product as uncharacterized. Gene Ontology annotation, biological process: meristem development; meristem maintenance. The coding region runs from base 406 to 1755 and encodes 449 amino acids. The record is from RefSeq and is a predicted model, not a curated record. Lineage: Eukaryota; Viridiplantae; Streptophyta; Magnoliopsida; Poales; Poaceae. The transcript is spliced from 5 exons.
GAACCUUUACCCGAGCAACCAAAAUACAGCUUCGGUUCUACCAUGCUAUCUCAUACAUACAGAGGCUUGUGUGAUGCCACGCAAAAAACCUCUUUCGCACAAAAAGCUCCAUUACUUUGUGUCGCCUAUGAGUUUCUACAGUUGUGGUCCUGGGAAUACCUCCCUGUAGGACGACCUCGUAUAGUACAACCCAUAUACCCAUAUGACUUUGGCGAGGGUGCUAGCGCAACUAUGGCCACCAGGUGGACAAAGGCACGGAAACGUUGGUCUCCAGAUAUUGCGAAAAAUUGUUACCCUAUGUACCACCAGCAGUUUGAGAUACUUGAUGAGGCAGAAGUCACAUGAAACCCGUGGACUCAGGACCAGCUAAAAUUGGUCUUUGAUGCUCGACACUUCACACCAGGCAUGUUGACCGAUAGUGCAUUCUGGCUGACUCGCUGCAACUUAUUGUUCCUGUGGUGUGUUGAACCUUACAACCCAGAGCGUGUAAUGAGACAGUUCGGUCUCUAUCAAGAAAUUCCACCACCUUUUCCCAGACGUAUCGAUGAGGAAACACAUAAGCUAACCAAUAUGGGCAGGGGUUGGAGUUUAUACGAUUGGAGGGAAGAGAACAGUGAAUGGGUACACAAGUGGACAAAUGAAGCGCUAGCAGAUAUAGUGCGUGAACUUAGGCCGUACGAUGGAAGUACAGAUCAAGCGUACAAGCAGUGGUACUGCAUGAACACACGUGCUAGCCUGGCCAGUCAGCCAGCUACUAUACCAACACAUCUCACACAAGAGGAGCAGGCGCGGAGACAUGUUGAGCUGCAUGCAGCUUACUAUCGUGACCACCUGCUUGAAAAUGUCAACGAAGUAGGGCAGAUGGCUAUGGAUAGCAUGCCGGCCCAGGGCCCAUAUCGCAAGACAUUCCAGAAACUUUUGCAACAAUUCGUGGCAAAGAAGUUCAGAUGCGGUAGAGGCGACGACGUUGCCACUGGAGCAUACAUGCCGGUAGCGAGGUCAGCCAGACCGAGUGCGGCACCGUCGUCCAGACCGAGCGAGGCGCGUACGAGCCAUGAGCAAUGGGGGGAGGGUCCGAGUACUAGAACGACAUUGCCACGACAUGACUCAUCUCUGCCACUGCAUCGCUCUUCUUCGAUGCAGCUUCGUAAGGGGCAAACAUCUCAGGACCAUGGCACGGGCUUGGAUUCGAUGCCCGAGCAGUUUCUUUCCCCUAACCCAUAUGCGUACACAGGAUAUGAUGCAUACACCCAAGGUGAGGGAUCUCAGCCGUUUCUCUCCACGCGAGGGAUCCCCAUGCCCGAGGAGACUCGUGUACCAGAUUUAAACCAGCACCAAGUACAAUGGCCAGACAGUAUAGGAGAGGGAUAUGCUCAGGACACACCUGAUGUUAAUUGGGGCGAUGAGAACACCCAACGCGGCGUCAACACAGGCCUCCGGGGAGCAUCACAUGAUCAUGGCGUCAACACAGGCCUCCGGGGAGCAUCACAUGAUCUUGGCGACACGGUUACAUCAUUAGUUACAGAGUUCUUCGGAGGGGAUGUUAUUGGCCCAUCUUUUAUCCCCCCGGAGUCACAACCAUACGCCUACAAUUACGCUUCAGGUUCGCAACAAGGAUUCGCGACUCCACCACCUACGCAGGACUCGCAGACACAUGAAGCCGAAGUGGAGUACGGCCGCGGUCUUCGUGUGAGCCGGCCACCUAAUCGCUUGUCGCCUUCCGGUCGUAAGGAAAGGCCAGGUGGUCGUCGUUAA